AUUUAAUGGGUGCAGGCAGUCAUCAUAGGACCAAACAAAACGCUUCACCAGAUGUGAUUAAGGCAUGCAUUUGGAGGAACUGUGCAUAGUUUCAUUGCCCUAUCUUUGUAGAUGAUUGCAUGCAUUUGUGGAACAGUCAAGUUAAUUCUGCUGAGCUGUUGGCUUUUUCAAGAGAUUGCAAAUUCCUUCUUAAGUGGACUCCCCAAGAAGGAAAUGUUCCAAAACUCUACACAGGAUAAUGACUGGGAAGGGAGUACAGUUAUACACACCGGAGUGGUCCUGAUGACAGAGCCAAGUUCCACGCCCACUCAUAUUGUUGAUGCAGCAAACACAAGCAUGACAAACACACGGGAUGAAAUUGCUAGAAAUGAUUAUGUUUUGCUAAUUGGGUCCUGCGUUAUUGAGCCCAUCACAAUUUUGGGACUUCUUGGCAACAGCUCUAUUUUCUGGUUUCUCUGCUGCAGAAUCAAAAGGACUAAAUAUACAGUAUACGUUCUGAACUUGUCCAUUGCUGAUUUCAUUGUACUCGUCUGCCACAAUUAUUUUUUUAUUUCUCAGUUCGUUGCGUGGGGAAGAGAAACGAUGGAGGCAUACCUAUAUGAAGUGCUUGAUAUACUGGCCAUCUUUGGUUACAAUUCUAGUUUUUUCCUAUUGACAGCCAUUAGUGUUGAGAGGUGUCUUGGUGCUUUUUACCCACUCUGGUACCAUUUUAAUCGAUCGAAAUAUCUCUCAGCUGUCUUGUGUGCAAUUCUGUGGGUUCUCUCCUGUGCAGCAACUGCAGUGGAAUAUCUCACCACCUGGACAGCACAGUUUCUUGAUGAAGUACCUUGCAGAAAGCAUACUGCUGCCUGUGUGUUCCUUACCACCACUUGGCUGAUAUUUAUCCCCGUCAUGGUCUUUUGCAGUGUGAGCCUGUUUAUCAAAUUACAGAGAAAUUUACAGCCACGGUCCUCAGCACGUCUUUACAUUUCCAUUGUCAUCACUGUUGUUCUGUUCCUCAUCUUGACUGUUCCCGCUCGGCUCUUAUAUCUGAUAGUCUACUGGUACCCGAUAACACAAUUAGAAUGGACUCUCUUGCAUUUUUCUUUCUUCCUCCAUACAAUCAACACCAGCCUCAAUCCUUUUGUUUACUUUCUUGUUGGAAGGCAGAAACAGAAAAGACCUCGCCAAUCGCUCUAUGGAGUGCUUUAUGCAUCCUGCAAAGAUGAGCCUGAGAUUCUGCCACAAGAAGAACACCCGGGGGCUGUGAGGGAGCCCUGUAGACCCCUAGUCCCAGUAAAACCAGUGUCCCAGGUGCGCAUCUGA
Molecule: messenger RNA, 1305 nt
Organism: Pogona vitticeps (central bearded dragon)
Lineage: Eukaryota; Metazoa; Chordata; Lepidosauria; Squamata; Agamidae
Source: RefSeq, a predicted model, not a curated record